UUCUUGUUUCUACAAUGGUUGUUUUUAAAACCUUGGCUUUUAGGAGGAUUAUGGCUCUUAUUCUACAGUCUCUGUCAAUAUUCAAUCAGAAGAUUGAUGGUCACAUGGUGCUGGAGAGUCUUAACCUUUUUGUACCUACGCGUAUGACCAGCGAUAGUUCUGGUUUAGUGGCGCCGUUCCGCCGGCUUCAGUUACUUGCACGGCCUGUGACGCGCACCAGAAGUGCUGCGCGUGCUCCUAAUGUACGUGCUUUCUCUCUGUUGGGUGAUAUACUUGUUCAGCACGAGGAUCUAGAUUUGUUUACCGAUAAUCUGACAUGUUUAUGUAAUAAAAUCCAUGUUUAUGUAAUAAUAUCUCAGUAUGACAUUAUAAUUUAAAAUAUAAUUGAAAUAAUAUCAUAUAUAUUUAAUUAUGGUUAAUAUCAAUUUAAAUUUUGUAUAAUAUGUAUGUAAUUUCGUUUUGUCUAUUUAAUUGACUUAUUGUUGACAUCAUAUAAAAACAUAUUUAUUACCUAGCUGGCGCUUUGCUACGAAUUGUAAACCGGCAAGUGUGUUUGAAUAAAUAAAUAAAGAAAAUGUAAUAAUGGAUUA
Diatraea saccharalis (sugarcane borer) is the source of this 590-nucleotide messenger RNA. The record is from the annotation of a GenBank genome assembly. Lineage: Eukaryota; Metazoa; Arthropoda; Insecta; Lepidoptera; Crambidae.